Petromyzon marinus (sea lamprey) is the source of this 3912-nucleotide messenger RNA. The record is from RefSeq and is a predicted model, not a curated record. Lineage: Eukaryota; Metazoa; Chordata; Hyperoartia; Petromyzontiformes; Petromyzontidae.
CGUGAGAAUGUGGAAUUUCCAGCACGGGGAGAUGAGCGGCCAGCUAGUUUCGAGAGGAACACCUGCUGGAGUUUGGCUUUCGUGAGAUUUUUUUUAGAGAGGUUGAGCUCAGUUGUCAACGUCACCCACACCACACAACUGGGUUUAGAGUUACUCAUACGCGCACUUUAUACCAAAGUCAAAUUUAUUUCGUCCACAAAUGAACACCGGGGCAGUCUGUGUGUGUGUGUAUCUCACAGUUUACAGCCCCGAGCCAGUUGGUGGGAAUUCUGCAUUCCCAUGGUGGGGGCGAGUCGGAACAUAGGAAUACCACUUCUGCCUUCACCAAGUGUGGUACUCGUCCUGUAGACUUUUACAGGCUCUGACGGACAUCCCAUUUUCACGAAGCCAAAAAUGUCGUGGAUACGAGAGGAUGCCCCCAAUUUCUUUCAGAAAUUCUGUGCCAAUAUCUUGAAGGCAGGGCCGAUGCCCAAGCACAUUGCCUUCAUCAUGGACGGGAACCGGCGGUUUGCGAGGAAGCAGCAUGUGGAGAGGCAGGAGGGACACACGCAAGGCUUCGACAAGCUGGCACAGACACUGCGCUGGUGCCUGGACAUGGACGUGCGCGAGGUCACCGUCUACGCCUUCAGCAUCGAGAACUUCAAGCGUUCGCAGGAGGAGGUGGACGGACUCAUGGAGCUCGCCCGCCAGAAGUUUGCGCGGCUCCUGCAGGAGAAGGAGAAGCUGGACAGGUACGGCGUGCGUAUCCGCGUGCCGGGCGACCUCGCGUUGCUGCCGCAGGACAUUCAGGAGCUCAUCGCCAAAGCCGUGACGUCCACCAGCCAUAAUGACAAGUGCUUCCUGAACGUGUGCUUUGCGUACACGUCGCGCCACGAGAUCACCAACGCCGUGCGCGAGAUGGCCUGGGGUGUGGAGCAGGGGUUGCUGCAACCCAGCGACGUGACGGAGAGCCUGCUGGACCAGUGCUUGUACACCAGCCACUCGCCAGACCCCGACAUGCUCAUCCGCACCUCCGGGGAGGUGCGCCUCAGCGACUUUCUCCUCUGGCAGACGGCGUACUCCUGCCUCGUGUUCCAGUCGGUGCUUUGGCCGGAGUUCACGUUUUGGAAUCUCUAUCAGGCCAUCCUGCGCUACCAAGUCAACUACCACGCCAUCCAGGAAGUGCGCGCGAGCCACCGCGAUGACGUGGAGCGGGAGGAGCGCGAGCUGGACCUCAGCGUCGCGCUGCAGAGGCUGCGGCACGGCGAGGGUGUGGCCGGCGACGACCCCACGGCGGGGACGGCGGCGGCGGAGGAGGAGGAGGAGGCGGCCAGGCAGGUCGCCUGCGAGCGGCGCGAGAGGACCCAACGAUUUCUGCAGGCGCUGGAGCGCAAGCGCACGGCCUACUUCGAGGAGCUGAGCGCCGAGCCCGCGAGAUGACGCCGAGCGUUUUGCGGAGUGGCGCCGCCACCGUCGCUGCCGGUGCGAGCAACGUGUCCAGACUGCUUCGAUCCAAACGGUGGUGGUGCUGCUGCUGCUGCUGCUGCUGUCCACUGGCGAGAGAGCGUUGUCAAUAACAUGGGCCUUGGUGCAAGAAAUGAAAUGGGAGGGGAGGGUGAAGGAGGGGGGGGCCCUGUCCAAUUCUCACCGUGACCCCCAGCCCCCAAACCCACCUCUUCAUUGUCCAGGAGCCUGGGACCCUCCAGCCCUUGGGCCACCCCCUGUGCAGUUGCAAUGCCCGCACACUCGAUAUCGCUACACUACUGACCUGCGCAGACCAAUAGACCAUAACAACCCCUUAUUACCUUCUUACAGACCAAUUCAGACCUUAGCGGUCACCCCGUGCCCUUAUAAAUCUCAACGUUCAACCUACAAAGUCCCAUCGCAAGGGAGAAACCCAAACAGACACAUUUUAUUUUUGUUGCUCGUAUUGAAAUUGCUGUACGCCGUAUGGACCUGAAAACUCAAUUUCCCUGUACAAGAAUACGGGUAAACCGUGUGGGUGAACAGCUAUGAAUAGACUCACAUUGGAAUCGUAGACUCGCACAGAGUCCCCUAGACUCUCAUAGAAGACCCCUAGACUCCUAUUGAUACCUCUAGACUCCCAUAGAGAUAAAUAUAGUAAAACAAACCUGUAGACUACUCUUGGAACCGUAGAUACACGUAGGACGGAUACUAACCAACGGACCCAUAGACUCGCUCACACAGGACUCAUAGACUCACAUAGGACUCAUAGACUCAUUGGAACGUCGACUCAAGUGGGACCAAUGGUCCAGAGGGCUCAAAGACUCGCAUCGGUGGCGUUGCCUUGCCAGCGUGGGCCCCGAUGCGAGGGAAGAAACGGGGCCCUCUGUCCAAUUUCCCUCCCUCUCUCCGUAGCACGGCACCCCGGGGCCCCUCGACACCGUGGGCCUCGGUGCAGUUGCACCACGUGCACGCUCGAUAGCCACGCCACUGGCCGCUUUGUGGAUGCAGAAAGUUGAUUCUCCAAUUAGCCCAAGGUUGGCUACGUACGGUGCGAAAGAAGUUCAACGCACAAGGUGGGCGCGUGUUGCGGCGCUGGGCACGUGGCACAAAAACGUAAUCGUCAAAACUUUAAAAUCCAAUGUUCGAUCACAGUGCUUGAAAUGCUGGGCGACAUCUCUGUGUAAAUCAGUGUAAUUAAUAUUAUUAUUGUAAUGUUCAAAUGCAUUUUGGGGGUGCGGGAAAAAGAUAUAUGUAUACGUCGUGAGCUGUUGUGCACUUUGAUUAUCGCGAAACUGACGAAUUUCAAGGAGCUUAAGUGUUUUGCGAAAAGUCGGUUAAAAUCCAUCGUGGUCAUUUGCCGACUCGGCAGUCACAUUGAAUGCGUCCCAAUCUGUCAAUCAUUGCGGGAUCAGCAGAUUGUGAUUCCAUGCGUAAACCUCAGAUCGUACACCUGUUGUAGAGUCUGAGUAUUUCAACGUGCCAAUGUUGAUCUCUACUACAUGUAUAUAAAAGGAUUUGUUCCACAGAGUUCGGCCGUGAGAAUUGUCAUGGCAUAGCUGAAGCAGACAUUACGCCUGCUUCCAAUGCCUGUCCCUCCACAUAAAUCAUCAAAGGAUGUUGAUCCAUCCAGUCGUCGACAACGGGACUGUCUCCGUAAGAGGGUCCUUGUGUAAUAUAAACAUCUUGCCGUUCACCAGCAUUGGUUUAAGCGAGCAUGACUGAUGAGACGCCACUGUCGAAACCAGUCCUUGCCUACAAACAUCAACAUUUGUUCAAGCCUGUCAUUGUUUCCUGAUGACGCACCGAGUGUGUAAAUCGGAUGGUGGUUUGCGCGUGUUAAGUAAUGUAAUGCACUCCCAGAAGACCGUGGUGGCUGAUGGGAUGUGUACAGAAAAAUAUCUAAUUUUAAUGUGGAGGGACGUAUGGGAAGGACACGUUAUGGUCAAUGAAACGACGCGCUGAUUGUUGUGUUACAUUGGUUUGGUGACACCGCAAUUGGCAGUGAUGCACAAAUAACACGCAACUUGUUUGUCCACAGCACUGCUUUCAAGUAAGAAAAGUGUAUAGCCAGGUGACGUUUUGGGCAAUGGCCCUGCACGGCACACAGGUCUGUCCAGUCACUUUGAGAGAGGUCACCUUUAGCAGAGUGCGUCAUUCGGCCGGUGAGGUCAACCUCCCUAGCCUCGCGGUGUGUCGUGAGACGUCGCCGAUUCUACAUUUCCUCUUUUCCUUUCGCUAAAGGCAGCGUUGCGAACAUUUUGGGUAUCGUUUUUGCGUCCAGAAUUCAAGUGCCGUCUUCUCUGGAAUUUUUGUCCUACGCUGCUCGCCCCCCCCUCCCCGCCCACCAUCUGCUCGCGUUUAGGCUCUGGCUCUUUGCGCGGCGAUGAACGGAGGUUCGAUCUCGCUUCACCCACAAUCCAUUUCACGAAUGAAAAGGCAGCUUCUCAAAUAAAGACGCUGUUUACA